ACAGUGGAACGGAGGCCAUGACUGCAGCAUCAGACGAGAGGCAAGAUAGGGUAGGGUAUUGGGGGCGAGAGAACUUGCAGCUUGCAGAAAAAAGAAGCUGAGCCGAGAGAAAAGAAAGAAGCCGAGCCAUCAGCCGUGAAAGUUCACAUAUACAGGGGGGACAAGCGAGCUGCGGCGUGCGUCGUUGGAUGAUUUUGUAAUCCACGUGACAUCCAUCGGGAUUCGGAAGCAGGCAUGCAGAGAGGGAGUUUGCAGCCCGGCUGCACUGAAUUUUUUUCCGCAAAAAGCCCGAUAUCGAUCAUGGACUCCCUGUCUUCCCUCCUCCUCGGUUCCUCCUUCCUCCUCGCAGCCGCCGUCUUCCUUGGCCACCAUGACGGCGCCUCCACCGCCACCACCACGCACCUGCACUUCUACAUGCACGACGACUACACCGGCCCCAUCCCGAGCGCCAUGCGCGUCGUGUCCGGCCGGUCCUUGCUGCAGGCCUCCUCCCCAGCGAGCACCACCGCCGUCUUCGACGGCAACGACACGGCACCGGCGUCGACGCCGCCGCCGCCGCGGCAAUUCGGGGACAUCGUGGUGCUGAACAACCCGCUGACGGAGGGGCCGGACGCCGGCAGCGCGCGCGUGGGCACCGCGCAGGGGUUCGGGGUGCGGGUGUUGGAGCGCGGCGUGGUGACGGACCUGAGCAUGCACGUGGUGCUGGAGGCCGGCGAGCACCGCGGCAGCUCGGUGGCGGUGAAGGGCCGCAUCGACGUGAACGUCGCCGUGCGUGAGUCCGUGGUCGGCGGCGGCACCGGCCGGUUCCGGCUCGCGCGUGGGUACAUGGUCAGCAGGAACUACGACUACAACCUUGCUACCGGCGGCGUCGUCGAGAUCGACUUGUACCUGCAGCACUAG
Molecule: messenger RNA, 900 nt
Organism: Oryza brachyantha (malo sina)
Lineage: Eukaryota; Viridiplantae; Streptophyta; Magnoliopsida; Poales; Poaceae
Product: dirigent protein 1-like
Exons: 1
Coding region: 235-900 (221 amino acids)
Source: RefSeq, a predicted model, not a curated record